CAUGAGAAGCCAUCACCACUAUAAAUAUCCACAUGCAAAUAUCUAAUUAGGGUUUAGACGUUUCUUCACGCAGCGCUUUCGGGUUUCAUCGCAAUCCUUCUCCGAAGCCGUUUGCGCAUUGCAUCACCAACCAACACCAAGAUGGAAUCACAGAUUAAGAAAGCUCACGUUGUCCAAGUUAUGGGACGAACUGGAUCUCGUGGACAAGUCACUCAGGUGAGAGUGCAGAUUGUGGAGGAUCAUAAUCGUUUCAUCAUGAGAAACGUCAAAGGUCCCGUCCGGGUAGGAGAUACCCUGACUUUACUUGAGUCCGAGAGAGAAGCACGACGACUCCGGUAGAACAGCAACUCUUUAAAUGGUGUAGUGCAAGAUGUAAUAUAGCCAUGCUGGUUUUGUGACAGAUUAUGAAAAAUGUUUUUGUAUUGCCUUACAUUUUGCUCCUAUGGCCUAUAUUAUUACUUGUGAACUUUUAUUUGGAUGAGUUUUGAUUUAAAACUGUGAUUUGCCCUAUAUUAUGUUUUUCAUGCUU
Messenger RNA from Trifolium pratense (red clover), 529 nucleotides. Its product is annotated as 40S ribosomal protein S28-2-like. Lineage: Eukaryota; Viridiplantae; Streptophyta; Magnoliopsida; Fabales; Fabaceae. The transcript has 2 exons. Gene Ontology annotation, molecular function: structural constituent of ribosome. The record is from RefSeq and is a predicted model, not a curated record. Gene Ontology annotation, biological process: ribosomal small subunit assembly; translation; maturation of SSU-rRNA. Gene Ontology annotation, cellular component: cytosolic small ribosomal subunit; ribosome. Bases 142 to 339 code for a protein of 65 amino acids.